Molecule: messenger RNA, 913 nt
Organism: Momordica charantia (bitter melon)
Lineage: Eukaryota; Viridiplantae; Streptophyta; Magnoliopsida; Cucurbitales; Cucurbitaceae
Molecular function (GO): metal ion binding
Source: RefSeq, a predicted model, not a curated record
UCUCUCAACUCAAAAUUCACCGACCUAGCAGCUUAUAAUUCUCAUUUCCCCUCUCUCUCUCUCUCUCUCUAACUUUUCUCCAUCUCCUUCCAUGGCGGACAAUCACAAGUCGAAGGAUGCUAUCAUGGUGCUGACAGUGGAUUUGCAGUGCCAUCGAUGCUAUAAUAAAGUCAGGAAAGUUCUCUCCAAAUUCCAUCAAAUUCGAGACCGGAUUUAUGAUGAAAAAUUGAACGCUGUGAUUAUCAAAGUGGUUUGUUGCAAUCCUGAGAAGUUGAGAGAUAAUAUUUGCUGCAAAGGGCGUGGGGUUAUUAAGAGCAUUGAGAUCAAAGAGCCUGAAAAACCCAAGCCCCCUCCGCAAAAACAAACCGAUCCUCCGCCGGAGAGAUCAAAAGACUCUCCUCCGGCAGCGAAACCCGCCAACCCUACGAAGCAAAAACACCCACAACCUCCGGCGGGGAAGCCAGCGGCUGCACUAACACCGGCUCCGCCGCAGAUUCUCACUCCGGUCCAAUCCGACCCGGUUCUCGGGUACCCGCUGGCGUACCCGUUUGGGACGGGCUGUAGACGGUGCUACGAAGGGAUUGGUUGCGGCCCAUGUUAUCAAGGGUACGGUAGGCCCGGCCCAUGUUGUGAUGGCUGCGCUUCUGGAAGGCCCAUUUAUAACAGUUGCGGCGGAGGGGGGCCCUGUUACGUCAGCUACUCUGAGCAUCUUAAUGAAAAAAAUGCAGCUGGAUGCAGUGUCAUGUGACAGGUGGCAGUCUGUGAGUGGUGGUCAUUCGUGUUUACGGGUAAACUUAGGGGUGAUCGGUUGGAUGUUUUGCUGGUUUAUUAAGUUGGGUUUGUUAAACCUUUAGUUUAUUAAGUCUGUGUUUGGUUGGUGCAGAAAUAGAUUUAUUAAGUUUGAAUUUGUUAA